Messenger RNA from Cuscuta europaea, 1465 nucleotides. The record is from the annotation of a GenBank genome assembly. NCBI's taxonomy places the organism in Eukaryota, Viridiplantae, Streptophyta, Magnoliopsida, Solanales, Convolvulaceae.
CGAAAAAGAAAAAAAAAACAAAGACUAAAAGCUAGCAUACUUGAUCUAUGUUAUUGCUAUCUCCAUCGAGAGGAGGGAAAAAGAGAGUUAAUAUAGAGAGGGCCAUAGUUGUCUUGACCGCCGGUCAGUCGGAAGAGAAGAUCGCCGGAGAAAAGGCUAGAAUAACCUUUGCAGCUUUGCCGCCGCGCGCUGUAUUCGCCGGAGUACCAUUCGGGAUAUCGAACUGGGUUGAGUCGUUCCACUCCAGGAAGAGAAGAGUCAUCGUCGAUCGGUCCACUUCUGCCGCCCUCCGGCCCACCGUUUCUCACGUUGGAGGAGAAGAAGCUGAAGUUGUUUCCAUCGGACUUGACUGCUGCCACUAGACUUCGCCGCCUAUAAAAAAAUCUAUUUCCAUCACUUGUGGCAAGAGAAGGAAGAUCUCCGUCAAUGGAGUACGUCUUCUUCACUGGACAGAGAAGGAACCCUUCACCGGAGGAAGAGCCGGGGCCGCCGCUCGCUUGAGACGUCGCCACCACCGCAUUGUAGAACAGGGUCGUCGUCGCCGCCACGUCUGCCCCGAUGUCGCCACCAAAAACUGGAGAGUUACGCACGCCUGUUAUGAGCGACGGCCACACGAUUCACGGUGGUUUGAGUAAUCAGGAGCAAUGUAGAAGAAUUCUCUAGAGUUUGAGGUAAGUUUCACGUCAACCGAAAUUAGUUCUUUUUCUUCAUGAUUUCUUUUAAAUAUUUUGUGUGCAUAUUUGAGAAUUGAAUUUAUUAUGUGUGCUGAAUUUGAGUGAAUAUUAUUAUAUGAAAGGGUUGUAUUUGAGAUAUUAGUUGAUAUAUUGUUUUGUUGAUAUGAGUUAUUGUAUACGAUUUUGGAAUAUUUUGUAAUUUGUUAUCUUUGUGGGAGUUUGAUGAAAAGAGAAUUUUUGAAGUAUAAACUUCGAUUGAUUUUGGGAAAAAUAAAUAUUUUCAUAAAAGGUUAGCAUCACGGGAGAAAUCCGUGGUGUUGGUUUUCCACGUCCCUUAAAAUGUGGAGGAUGGUUAGGUCUACUACUACUCAAUUUUUGGUGGUUUUGGUUUGAGGUGAAUUGACGGUCGGUAGAAAACAUCCCGGCUUUUGAGUAGUAGUGGUAGUAGUAGUUCCUAAUCAUUCAGGUUUUGAGGUGGGGUAGUUGGUAGAAAACAUCCCGGCUACCCGGAUCGACUUACUAACCCGGAGGGCUUGGAAUACCUUUAGGGGGUGUGCACACUUAAAGUAGUUGUUUCCGUUUCCAAGGAGCAGUUGUGGUACCGGCGAUAGUUCCGGGGUGGCCGUACAUAACGACGGACCACCGGGCUCAACCGAAGUGUUGAGCACCGCCCUUCGAAAUUACUAGGAAGUUAGAUACAAAGUGAUUUUGGGAGAAAUUCAAAAGGAGAAUUUUGGGUGUUUCAUGUAUUUUGGAAUUUUUAUGGUUUACGAGUUAAUUAUGUGAUUGGG